AUGUCUUCAAUGCAUUUUGUGGUUCAUCCUUUGCCUGGGACAGAGGAUCAAUUGAUAGACAGAUUGAAAGAAGUUGCUGAGCGAUGGAACAGAUUUGGGACAGGUCCAGGGUCAUCAGCGCUUAGCUCAUUGCGAGGUGUGCGCGCCGUGGCCGCUGGACCAGCUCACAUUGCAUGUUUACUGGAAGAUGGGACUAUUUGUCGCGCUGCUUUCUCCAUCAUCCCAGAUAGACUUGACUUAAGUAAAGCAGAUGCUAGCAAGAAUGGAGGAAAUGGAGGGGGUGGCAGUGGUGGUGGGGGAACAAGUGGAGGGAAACAGGGAGGCAGUGGUAGUGGCUGUGGUUCAAGGCAACAACCACGUACUAGAGCCCGUAUAAUGAGGAAUUCAAUUCGUGCUGCACCAAGCUCACAAGGGUCUACAAGUCGCGCCACCGGCGUUAUUAUCGGUGCAUCUAGUUCGGGCCGAGUCGUUUCAGUUCCUGCACCAUUUGUGCCAGAAGAUUUGGUAACACAAGCGCAAGUUGUCCUACAAGGCAAAAGUCGAAGUCUUAUCAUAAGAGAACUACAGCGUACAAACUUGGACGUUAAUUUGGCGGUGAACAACUUACUGUCCCGCGAUGACGAAGAAGGUGAAGAACCGGAAGGCGGCGAAGGUGGCGAUGGCUACGUACCAGAAGAUCUCAUUUCACUGCUUGAUGGCGGCUUUCAUGCUACCCAGCAGGACCACUCAGUCAUUAUCGAUGCUGAUGCGAUGUUUUCCGAGGAUAUCUUCGGGUACGCGGCUAUCAGAAGUCGUAAUGGCGGUGGUGGUGGUGGCAGCGGCGGCCGUGCUGGAGCCAGCCGUGAAAGCAGCAGCUCUACUCAAGAGCGGCCGUCAGAGUUUAGUAGAUGGCGUGAGCGCCAGUACUUUGGGCCGCGUAGGUGGCUUGAGUCGGCUCUUCGAGAUACAUCGUGGGAUAAGGAUGGAGUCGAGAACAAGAAGAAAGAUUCAGCAAUGGCGGCAUCUCCUCUCUGGGUGUCUGAAGAUCUGGAAUACUGGGACAGCAACAUCCGCUUUACUCACAUUGCGGCUACAUACAGUGAGCUGAUUGCCAUCUCUACCCAUGGACAGUUACAUCAGUGGCGUUGGGCUGAUUCACAUCCCUAUCAGCGCAAUGACUCAUCGGGGGCAAAUAGCGUAUACCAUCCACGUGGAAACUGGCUUGGUAUGAUGUCAGGCGAGCGCAUCGUCAACAUAAGUGCCGCGGGUAUUCGAGUCUCAGUGCUAACUGACGCGGGAAGGAUUGCCACUUUUCUUGAUGAGUCUAUUGCACAUGCACCUGGUGCUCCUCGUUUGGAGCAUCCCUUACAGACUUUUUCCGAGUUUGGCAAUGACAAAGCUCUGUCAUUGCAUGCUUGUUCACUGUACACUGUUGCAAGAUUGGAAUCUGGAGCACUUUAUUGGUGGGGUGUACUGCCAUUGGGUCAGCGCGCCAGGUUAUGGGAAAAACAUCGCGCUCGAUCUCGCAAACAGCAGCGUGGACACUCUUCGUCCUCUCCACAAGAUGUUCAAGCUGGACAGAGUGUCACUAUGAAAAAUGCUCCCAUGUAUCAACCAGGAGCUAUUGGUUUUAAUAUGUCUACUGGAGUACCGAAAGUGGGCGUACUACAAAACGCUGCGUGGAACUUAUCCGACAUGUGCCGCUUCAAACUUUUGCCGCCGCCGCAACUUGACCGCUCCGUCUCUGAAAAAGACAAGAGGGAUAUACAGAAUCAGUCUCCCUUGACCGUUUCGUCGGUGAAAGCGUCUUCAUCAGGUGGAAGUGGAAAAGAUGGUGGUAAAGACAGUAACAAAGAUAUGGCUGAUCGUUUGGACAUGCCACCACCGCCAAGUCCUGCGUCAUCUACUUGCAGUGAUACUAGCACAUCACACAAACGCGCUAAGCGUGUUACCGUACGCGGUGAAGAAGGUUCUUCCAAUGACGGCACUAAACGUGACGAAGAAGAAUGGCCUCUUAAGGAAGUCGUGUUCUUAGAGGAUGUAAAGAGCGUUCCGUUGGGUCGCGUGUUGAAAGUGGACGGAGCUUAUGCCGCAGUCCGCUUCCCAACUGUGGGCAAAGAUGGCAAGGAGAUUGCACCGACAGCACCAGAUGAUUGGACGACAUUACUUCAAGAUUGCCGCUUAGUGCGCAAAGAUGACUUAGUAGCAGUAAAAUGGGGCGCUGGAGGUUCUUCAGGUUCUCGUGGUCCAGAUUGCUUGCAACGCUCACCUAGGAAAGUCGCGUUACCCCCAGAAUUGCAAGUCAUCACUAUUGCUGUGGACAGUCGCGGCGUUCAUGCCGUCGUUCGUCGUCCCGGUGGCGCGCUCGCUUACGCUGUAUACGCAGUGGGUGCGACUCGUGCCCUUACAGAUAGCACUUUCCCAACUGAUCACAGUGCAUUGCUUGGGCAAUCUAAUGGUCAUGGAAUACAACUUGCUACUGCUGCAGAGGGUAGCGAAGCGGUGGUGAUGAUGGUGGACGGCAACGGCGCUCUGUACCCGAUCGCGCGCGACUGCGUGGGCAUGGUGCGCGAGCCGCCGCCGCUCAACCUGCCGCCGGCGCGCGCGCUCGCCGCGCACGCGCUGCCGCUGCAGCCGCACGGCGCCGCGCACUCGCACCACGCCUCGCUCAAGUCGCAGGUGGCGCUCAUCAUAAUUGUACCAGAACCACAACUUAUGAUGCCCCGUGUCCUACGUUGCGACCUAGAUGGAGUGCGUCAGUUAUUACAUUUGCUGGAGUCUGAUAACAAUAAACAACAAAUACUAUCUAUUCUUCAAGAGCGCUGUGAUGGUAACAGAAAUAUCCUUCAUGCUUGUGUACAUAUGUGUGCACCAACCUCAAAUAAGGAACCUGAUAUUGUAGAAAACUCUUCAAUGCCGAAUAUACCUAGUGGAACAAGUGGUAGUGGAGCAAAUGCUGAAGAAGCUGUGCCAGCCAUAUCUUGGCCCCCGGAAACCUUCGAAGCCUCUGGUGAUGAGGACAGUUUGAUGGGACUUACCAACAACAGUAAAAUAUCGGGCGGAGGCGCCAACGGCCCUGGAGCGGUAAGUGCGGAUCCUGCUGAGCGUCGUGGAAACGCUCUGACUGCAUUGCGUGCAUUGUGCGAAAGCUCCGUUCUACAGCCGUAUCUCAUGCAAUUACUCACUGCUAAGGAUGGAAUGGGUCAAACGCCGUUAAUGGCGGCGGUUGCGGAGCGUGCGUAUCGCGCUGCGCUCGUACUCCUCGACGCCAUUCGCUCGUGUCCGGACGCAGACGAAACGCAGCGCUCGGCGGCCAUAUUCCCGCCAAAUGCUCACCCAGAUCAUUCACCCCUGCUGGUACUAUGCUGCAAUGACACAUGCAGCUUCACAUGGACUGGACAGGAACACAUCAACCAGGACAUUUUUGAAUGCAAGACUUGUGGACUAACUGGAUCUCUUUGUUGCUGCACAGAAUGCGCUAAGGUUUGUCACAAGGGUCAUGAUUGCAAAUUAAAGCGUACGUCGCCUACAGCUUAUUGCGACUGUUGGGAGAAGUGCAGAUGCAAGGCACUUGUUGGAGGCAAUUGGACUGCACGAUGUGACCUGUUAGCAAGGCUCGCGAGAGACACCCAACUAGCUACACAUUUUAACUCGAGGGGCGAGUCGAUCCUGCUGUUCCUGGUGCAGACGGUGGGGCGGCAGACGGUGGAGCAGCGGCAGUUCCGCGCGGGCGGCGGGCGCGGGCGCGCGCCGCGCAAGCAGCCCGGCUCCGACGCCGAGGUGGACGCGCCCGACCACGACCUCGAGCCGCCGCGCUUCGCCCGCCGCGCGCUCCUGCACCUGCUCGGUGACUGGGCUGCCGUGGAGGCGGCGGUGAUGUGCGGCGCGAGCUGCGGAGAGAGUGAGAGCCGACCCAACAGCCCCUCGCUCAAUCAGUCCGGCACCACACUGCUCGACAAAUUCACACACGCUCUCAUUGUCAAGUGCACUAACGACAUGCUAGACACACUAUUGCAUACGCUAAUAAGAGAACAACAAAAUGACUCUAUACCGGGACGCGCAGAACGUGCCCGUGAAGUGGCGCGUCGAUUUGUGCGUUCGGUUGCUAGAAUUUUCGUUAUUUUCAGUGUUGAAAUGGCGCCAGGUGCAGCGAAGAAAAAAGGGCCUCUAUCUAUAACAUCGUCAUUAGUCCGCUGUCGACGUGUAUUCGCAGCGCUAGUAGCUCUCGCCGUGGAAGAACUUGUAGAAGCAGCAGAUGCACUACUCGCUCCAGUUCGUCUUGGCGUUGUGCGACCGACAGCUCCAUUCCCACUGGCCACAACUUAUGUAGAUCUUGUAAAUGGCAGUGAAGAUUUAUUUGGAGUCGAACCUCUUUCUACGGGACAUACACGUCUUUCCCAUACUCGCAGAGAAUCCACCACGGGCGGGGGCCGCGGCGCCGCUACCGGUGGCGCGUCUAUGGGCAGUUCCACAUUGGCUCCAGACCGGUCAUCAACGCCCGUGGCCACAGAGUAUGCGGACGACGUAGCGGGCGAAGCGCUCGGCGGUGACGAUGACGCCUCGGAGACAGACGAGCCUAACAUACCAGCACCGGUACCCGCUCCCGAUGCACAGCAUGACGAUGCUAUGGGUGAAAGAGGACAAGAACAACAUGUGGUGGUUGAAAAUGGAACAGAACGUGCUGAGGGUGGUGAAAGUGAAAGUGAACUAGAUUUACUGGCUGAAGUGGAGACCGAAAGUGACUCUGAUGACCAGGACAAUGCCGAAUCUGCGCAACGUAGUGUACAAACUGGUGCUACGCAGGGUUCUGAUGCUGGUAUAGCAUCGCUGCUAAUGUAUCCAGAGGACGAGAGCGGCGACUCGACGCAGCCGGAGGACGAGGACUCGGAGGCGGGCGAGACGGACGAGCAGGACGGCGAGGCGGAGGCGCCGCUGCACGACGGCGAGCCGCUCGAGCGACGCGCCGCGCCGCCGCCCCGCCCCAACCUCGCGCCGCACUCCAUGCAGUGGGCCAUACGUUCGCGUGAGACGUCGCGCGGCACUACGAGCAGCACGGGCGGCGUGCGGCUGACGGGCGGCUCGUCGCUGGUGUUCAUCGACCCGGCGUCGCUGCGCCGCUCGGCCGCCGCGGCCGCCGCCGGCGCGCACGACCCCCACUCCACCUCCACCACCGCCGCCUUCCUCGCGCGCGCCUUCGGUAUUGUUAUUCGACAAAUUGCUGAUCUGCUGUGGGAGUAUGAACGUUUUACCUUGCCAAUGCCUCGCAUGGUACCACUGGCAUACCGUGAGGCACUUCGCUUGCAAUGCUAUCUAGAACGCCAACUGAAACCCACUUGGGACUGGCUUGUUACUGUUAUGGAUGCUACUGAAGCGCAGUUGAGAUUCGGCGCAUCCCUCACUUCAAACAACGCUGGAAACUCCAACGCGGAUAGCAAUCGAUCAAAUACGACGACAUCUCGUCGCACAACUUCGUUUACCUCGCCUGCCACUCGCAUAAUUGGUUUUUCUGAAGGACCACGCACCAGGGAUCGUGAACAAGGCGUGGAGGCGGGCAGCGCGCGGCGCGAGUUCCUGGCGUACUGCCUGUCGCUGCUGCGCGCGCACAGCGCCGAGCACGCCGAGCAGCUGCCGGUGCUGGACGUGGCGGCGCUCAAGCACGUGGCCUACGUGCUCGACGCGCUCGUCUACUACAUGCGCGCCGCGCAGCCGCAGCCGCACCACCACCACCACCUCUGGACACCGGAUGAAAAUGAGAAUGAGGAAGGUGACGAGGAAAUGGUGGUCGGUGGCGGUGCGACAGCCGAGUCUGACGGCGAGGGCGAGGGGGCUCGCGGCCGAACGCACGCUUUCUUCCAGCGUUCCGACUCCACGCUCUGCUUGGGGUGCCCGCCGCCUGAUCCCUUCAACAUGACGAUGCAAGACGCGCUGCCGCUGGCCGACCAGCCGCAGCUGCUGCAGCCCAACGCGCGGCGCGAGGAGCUGUUCGGCAUGCCGCGCCAGCCCGUCACCGUGCCCGCCGCCGGGGACGCGCCGCCCGGCGUCAACAACCCCUUAGAAGUGGUGCCUCGUCGUCUUGGUCUUUCCUCCCGCGGCAGCGACCGCGGCUGGUCGCCGCCCGCGCGCCCCGCCUCCGCGCCGCCCACGCACACGCACUCGCACUCGCACUCGCACUCGCACACCAUGACCCGCGACGAGCCACAGGAUUUAUCCUGUGCUAAAGAAAAUGUUACCAAAAUGGAUAUUGAUACUGAUGGCGAGUAUUUAUCUGAUUCGGAUUCUAACGAAGCAAGACAAAUUCAGAGAAAAAAACACCAUAGACAUCCCCAUUCGGCAACAUCUAGUAGUAGCAGCUUACGUCAGGCAUCAAACUCACAGCCGUCAGAAUUUCAUACCCUUGUCGACACCGCCUGCUCCAUCAUAGAAGCUCCACAUCAACAGCCUACACCAGGACCUAGUGGCUCUGGCGGAUUGGUGCAAGAACCACGUGCUUCAUCCUCUCGCAGCCCCGGCAAGACUGUUAUUGUACGUGCUGGCGAGUUGUUAAGUGUAGCAGAUCCCCUGGAGUCUCAAGAGAUCUCAGCACACGUGACUGUAGAGACGACGGGUCUGACAACAGCGCCGUUAUUACCACCUCAAGUACUCAAUGCACCCGCCCAAGUGCGUACUUGUCCAUCGCUUGGGGCCUCAGUGUCUCAUGAUUUGUUAUUGGGACGAUGGCGACUGUCGCUUGACCUGUUUGGUCGCGUUUUCACUGAGGACGUGGGCCUUGAAUCCGGGUCCGUUGUAGCUGAGCUCGGUGGUUUCCCAGUUAAGGAGGUCAAAUUCCGACGGGAUAUGGAAAAACUACGCAACUCACAGCAGAAGGAUUUGACUUUGCAUAAGAUGGAACGAGACCGCGCAAAGCUCCUGCAGCAGACGUUUGCGGAGCUGAACAGCGCGUACGUGGGACAGAACAGGCGCGCGCAUAGCGCCCAGCCGCCGCUCGCCGUCAACCGCGUCAAGGUGACGUUCCGCGACGAGCCCGGCGAGGGCAGCGGCGUCGCGCGCUCCUUCUACACCAGCGUCGCGGAGGCUUUACUAGCUAAUGAAAAACUUCCUCCCUUGGAGCCAACUUCAGGCAGCGGAAUUAAUAGCAGUGCUGCCAAUGGCACUUCAAGUUCAGGUGGCGCAAACGCUGGUAGUGCUAGCAGUAAUAGCGGGACCAGAAGCGGUGCAGGGCGGGCUCGUGCGAAGGACACGGCGCGGAGGGCACCGGGCCGCGCGGCGCCGCGCCCGCCCGCCGCGCGCGAACCGCGCCGCGUGCUCAGCGUCGACGCCAGACCUUACUCGCCACAGGCUGCACCUGGAACUGAGGGAGCAGGAUACAGUGGAGACAGACCUGGUGGAGGACAUAAUGAGCAUUUGACACUUCAUCAGGCGCAACUUGGCGAAAGACUUUAUCCAAGAGUACAUUCUCUACAUCCAACAUUUGCUGGCAAAAUUACUGGUAUGCUGUUGGAGCUUACACCUGCACAACUUUUAGUUUUACUUGCCAGUGAGGAUGCCCUCAGACAGAAAGUUCGCGAAGCCAUGGACUUGAUUGUCAUGCACCCUUCGGAAGCAAUACUAGACCUGGACGUGUUCUCGCUGUCGGAGCGCGGCGGCGGCGCGGCGCUGGGCGCGGGCCCGUCGGGCGCCGCCAGCGACGACGCGGCGCCGCUCUUCUACUCGCCCGGCAAGCGCGGCUACUACUCGCCGCGCCAGGGACGCGCUACCUCCGAGCGGCUCAACGCCUUUCGGAACGUCGGCAGAAUAAUCGGGCUCUGUCUCCUACAAAAUGAACUGUGUCCAAUGUUUCUAAAUCGACAUGUUUUAAAAUAUAUACUGGCCCGACCAGUACGCUUCCACGAUCUGGCAUUCUUUGAUCCUGUUGUUUAUGAGAGCCUUAGACAACUCGUCGUAGACGCUGAAACGGGCGAUUCUCACUCACUCUUUGCCGCUCUUGAUCUCAACUUUAGUUUGGAAAUGUGUGAAGAAGAAGGAGGUGGUUGUGUAGAACUAGUCCCAGGUGGCCGCGAAAUCGAAGUGACAGCUCUUAAUGUGUACGACUACGUGCGCAAAUACGCGCAACACCGCAUGUUGCAUUCCCAGGAGAAGGCGUUAGAGGCAAUUCGUGUAGGUGUACUUGACGUCUUACCUGAGUCUGCUCUAGAGGGCUUGACAGCUGAAGACCUGAGGCUUCUAUUAAAUGGUGUGGGCGAUAUCAAUGUCGCCGCAUUAGUAUCUUACACAAGCUUUAAUGACGAAAGUGGAGAACCACCAGAACGACUCGUCCGAUUCAAGCGUUGGCUAUGGGCUAUUGUAGAUAAGAUGACCCAUCUCGAACGACAAGAUCUAGUAUACUUCUGGACUGGUUCACCGGCGUUGCCAGCGUCUGAGGAAGGCUUCCAACCGAUGCCGUCAGUGACUAUCCGGCCUGCGGACGAUGCUCAUUUGCCCACUGCCAAUACAUGUAUCUCUCGACUAUACAUCCCAUUGUAUUCUUCACGACAUGUACUCAAGCAUAAGCUACUGCUUGCUAUCAAAACUAAAAAUUUCGGCUUCGUGUAG
This is a messenger RNA of Parnassius mnemosyne (clouded apollo), 8568 nucleotides long. Lineage: Eukaryota; Metazoa; Arthropoda; Insecta; Lepidoptera; Papilionidae. The record is from the annotation of a GenBank genome assembly.